Gadus morhua (Atlantic cod) is the source of this 962-nucleotide messenger RNA. Its product is annotated as ATP-dependent RNA helicase DHX30-like. The transcript has 2 exons. The record is from RefSeq and is a predicted model, not a curated record. Bases 69 to 527 code for a protein of 152 amino acids. NCBI's taxonomy places the organism in Eukaryota, Metazoa, Chordata, Actinopteri, Gadiformes, Gadidae.
GUGUGUGUGUGUGUGUGUGUGUGUGUGGCGAGUGCAUUUGAUGUAUUUCAAAGUGAUUUAUUAAUCAAAUGUCAUUGGUCGGCUGUAGGGGGAAGAACCAGCUCCCAAGCCGCUGGCUGACGUUCUUCAGCGCGGUCAAGUCCAGCGACAGCGUGUUCAUCCGGGACUCGUCUACCGUGCACCCGCUCGCCCUCCUGCUGCUCACCGACGGGGACAUCGUCGAGACCGUGCGAGGGCAGCGUGUGGAGGUGUCGUUCCCCGGCCGCUCCCUGGUGCGCUGUGAGCUGCCCGUGGACACCUGGGAGCUGCUGUGGGAGCUGCGCACGAGCCUGCAGACCAUGCUGCACCGCAACCUCAGCCGGCCCGACGGCCCCCGGGCCGGCGCCUCCGUGGCACAGGACGCCCAGCUCAUCGACCUGCUGGUGCAGCUGCUGAACCACGACGCCGAGACGCACCCGUUCAGGGGCGAGCACGGCGGGGAGGGCGGAGGCAGCAGCGACGGGGACAGUGACAGCGAGGUCGACUGAUUCUAACGCGGCUUGGCUAUGUUAUUAAAGUUUGAAUGAAGUGUGUGUGUGUGUGUGUGUGUGUGGUAAGGGUGUGUGUGUGUGCGUGUGAGAGAGGCAGCAUUGUACAGAGAAUGGUUGUUCUUUAACAAAGUGUGACAAUGUUCAUUGCUUAAUUCAUUUGUUACUGUAGUGUGCUGUAUGUGGAGAUUUGUUGGUGGUGCAUACAAAUCCAGUCAGUGUGUACUGCUCUAUUCCUUUUUGUAAAUAUGACCAUGUAUCAAUGAGGUCAGAUUCGUAGUGGUGCGUCGCAUCAUGUUUGGAAUCGAUUUGUCAAUGGGCGAUCAUUAUUUUGCUUCGUAAAGCAUAUGUUGCGUUUCACCGUGUGAACGAGAAGUCAUGAAUCUGUCUAAUAAUUUAUUGAGUCGAAAAUUAAAACAUCAGAAUUACGUGUAA